GAGAGAGGUGAAGAGAGAGAUCGGAGAAAUUGAAUACAUGUAGAAGAUAUAUAUAUUUAGAGAUAUAUUUUUCCCCGCGUGCGUGUCCGUGUGUGUGUGUGGUGGCGGCGGCAGUGGCGGCGGUGUUUGUGGUGGAUGAGGGGGGGAACACCCGCAAAACGGAUACCUCAAAAAGGAAGGAUGUGAAAAAGGAUGGAGGGACGCAGGGAAAGAGGGGGGAAAGGCUGGUGAAAAACAGUUGCCAUGGUCGCCAUACCUACUCUCUCUCUCCUAUUGGUCCUGGCAGAGUGGGCAGGUCUGGUGGACGCCUCCCCCCACCUCCUGCUCCGGCCUAGCCCGCGGGAGCGAGAUGCGGGGGCCAUGAUGAACUUCAACAUUGCCGUCAUCCAUGCUGGUGCUACGGUGCAGGCAGAGGCGGCAGUGGCGGGGCCUGCGGGAAGGGUGCUCUACCCCGGCUUUGGCCGGGUGUACGGCUCCCUCGGGGAGAGCGUGGUCACCCAGUGGGGCUCUGCUAACGUCAUCUGGCUACAGGUGAACGACAGUAGUCCUAAGACUGUUCUGUCCCAGCUGUGUGAGCUGCUGGCAGCGCGGCCCCUGCAGGGUCUGGUCUAUGAAGAGGAAAGGCCCCCUCGGACGGCCUGGGGUCCUUUGGCCCCCAUGCUGGAGUUUGUCUCUGCGCAAACAGGACUGCCCAUAGUGGCUGUAGGAGGGGGAGCGGGGCUGGGGAGGAUGCCACAGGAAUCAGGUUCCAUCUUUCUCCAGUUCAGCUCCUCUACUGCCCUCCAAUUAGAGGUCAUCUUUGAGGUGCUGGAGGAGUACGACUGGACGGCCUUUUCCGUGGUGUCCACGCGUCACCAUGGCUACCAGGACUUCCUGUCUGUGGUGGAGGGCCUGACUGACGGCUCGUUCAUCGGCUGGGAGAAGAAGAGUGUGGUGAUCCUGAACGUGACUGACGACCCUGGGGGGGCACGCACGCGCAGGCUGCUGAAGGAGAACGAGGCGCAGGUACGUUUGCUGUACUGCUCCCAGGAGGAGGCCGAGCUGGUUUUCCGAGCCGCCUGGGCUGCAGGUCAGGCCGGAGCUUCGCACAUGUGGUUUGCCGUGGGCCCGGCCCUCUCAGGUUUGGGCAUGGAGAGCCUGCCUCGGGCUCUCUUUGCCGUGCGGCCCCAGGGGUGGAGGGACGAACCUCGCCGGAGGAUUGCUCGGGGUGUGUCUGUGCUGACUCAUGGGGCAGUGGCCAUGCGAAAGGAUUAUGGGACCACGGGAGGGCCAAACUUUGUCACCAACUGCAUGACCGAUGCUAAUCAGACCCAGAGACUGCGAGGCAGGAUGAGGUAUUUCGGCAACAUCACGCUUGGCGGACGAGACUACUCCUUCAAUGCUGAUGGUUAUCUGUCCAACCCCUUUCUGGAUGUAAUUUCGUGGACACCUGGACGCGGAUGGGAAGAUGUAGGCUGGUGGGAGAAUGGUGUUCUCAGGCUUCGGUACCCAGCCUGGUCUCGCUAUGGGCCAUUCCUUAAACCACCUGAUGAUGCCCAGCACCUGAGAGUUGUCACACUUGAGGAAAGGCCAUUUGUCAUUGUUGAGCUUGCGGACCCUGCAUCUGGCACCUGCAUCCGUGACUCAGUGCCCUGCCGACGACCCCUUAAUGCCAGUGCCAUCCACGAGGGUGUGGCUCCCAUGAAGCAGUGCUGUAAGGGCUUCUGCAUUGACAUCCUGAAGAGACUGGCCAAGAUUGUAGGCUUCACCUAUGACCUUUACUUAGUGACCAAUGGGAAACACGGAAAGAAAAUUGACGGGGUUUGGAACGGCAUGAUUGGAGAGGUGGUAUACAAGCGAGCGGACAUGGCCAUUGGCUCACUGACUAUCAAUGAGGAGAGAUCAGAGGUUGUGGAUUUCUCUGUCCCUUUUGUGGAGACGGGAAUCAGUGUAAUGGUCUCCCGUAGCAACGGAACUGUCUCACCAUCCGCUUUCUUAGAGCCCUACAGUCCAGCCGUGUGGGUGAUGAUGUUCGUCAUGUGCCUGACCGUGGUUGCUGUGACCGUCUUCAUUUUUGAGUUCUUCAGCCCUGUGGGCUACAACCGCAGUCUCCAGACCGGCAAGAAGUCUGGAGGAUCUACUUUUACUAUAGGGAAGUCUGUAUGGCUUUUGUGGGCCAUUGUCUUCAACAACUCAGUGCCAGUGGAGAACCCCAGAGGAACCACCAGCAAGAUCAUGGUGCUGAUCUGGGCCUUCUUUGCUGUCAUCUUUCUUGCCUCUUACACUGCUAACCUGGCUGCCUUCAUGAUCCAGGAGGAGUACAUUGACACAGUGUCAGGCCUCUCGGACAAAAAGUUUCAGCAUCCCGAGGAGCAGUACCCACCUCUGAAGUUUGGCACAGUGCACGGGAGCACCGAAAAAAACAUCCGCUCCAACUACCCAGACAUGCACCAGUACAGCAAAUACAACCAGAGAGGAGUGGAGGACGCCAUAAUGAACCUCAAGACUGGGAAACUGGAUGCUUUUAUUUAUGAUGCUGCAGUAUUGAACUAUAUGGCCAGGAAGGACGAAGGUUGUAAGGUGAUGACCAUAGGCUCGGGGAGUUUUGCCACCACAGGCUACGGUAUCGCCCUGCACAAAAACUCACGUUGGAAACGUCCUCUUGACCUGGCCCUGCUGCAGCUGGUGGGAGAUGAUGAGAUUGAGAUGCUGGAGCGCCUCUGGCUGUCAGGUAUCUGCCAUAAUGACAAAAUUGAGGUGAACAGUAAACUGGAUAUUGACAACAUGGCUGGAGUCUUCUAUAUGCUGCUGGUGGCCAUGGGUCUUAGUUUGCUGGUAUUUGCCUGGGAACACUUGGUGUACUGGAAGCUUCGACACUGCAUGGCCACCAGUUCUGGCAAAUUGGACUUUCUCCUGGCAAUCAGCAGGGGCAUGUAUAGCUGCUGCAGCUUUGAAGAUGAAACAACGCCAGGUAAAUCUUUGCCGACUCAUCACACUGCAAUGGUUACAGUCCCAUCGCAGCCACAUGUUGUCUCAACGUCUAUGACCAAUCCAGCCAUCGCCAUGGCGCAACAGCAACAACCACCACAACAGCAGCAACCACAGCCCGUUUACAAGACUCCUUUACCGGGCUCUCCUCCCACCGUGGUGCAUUCUGGGACAGCAAUGGGUCCAUCCAACACCCCUAUUUCUGGUGCACCCCUCCCUUGCUCCACUUUCCUGCCCCGACCAGAUCGCAGACUGGCCGUGGUGGAUCGUUGGAGGCUCCCCAAACUAGCAACAGCCACUAACCCAAUGGCUGUAAGGGGAGCUAUCACUGACAUGGGACCCUUUGCACAGAAAGUCCCACCAAACUGGGCUUCAACUGCUGGGGGUGGGGGACUUGAUGGUUAUAAGAGAUACUAUGGUCCCAUUGACCCUGAGGGACUGGGGCCCUGCAUGGAGCAGCAAGCAGGGUCCCAGACCCCCAAGACUAUGCCCAGGGGCCACCCCCCCCCCUCCAGCCACUGUGGCCUUCUACUCAGAGAAGGCAUGGACCACGGGGUGGGGAAGAGGGUGGUGGGAGGUGGCAGCGGAAGUCAGGGGAAAGGGGCCGUUAAACCUCUAGGCACUCCCAGACUGCCUCCUAAGAGUCAGGCCCCUCUGCCUCCUACACCCCCGCUGCCACACCCCUCUCCCCCUCUCCCUUCAUCCUUCUGGAGGAAGCGCAGGCCUAAGAAGCCCAAAGAGCCUGGGGGGCCGCUGUACGAGAACAUUCUGCCCUUGGGGCAGGGGGGAGCACGAGAGGGAGUGAGGGAGGGAGGAAGGAGGGCACGCCCCUUUUCUCCCCCGCUCUCACUCCCUGUGCCAGUACCCCUCAGCCCCUCUUACACCCCUCCCUCUCCCUCUGCAUCCUUGCACUAUACGUCAUCGUCCUCUUCGUCGACCACUUCAUCCACAUCCACGUCCUCAUCUGCCUCAUCUUCUCGCUCCACCUCUCCUACCUACUCUUACAGCUCCUCCAGGAGCACACGGGACAGGACUGGAGGAUUAGAUGGAGAGGAUGAUGACGAUGAUGAGGAGCUAACAGAGGAGUCAAGCCUCCUUCUCGGCAGGGGGAGGGAGAGGGAACGCUCAGUCAUCCGGCCUCGUUCCCUUAGCCACGGGCGCCUGCCACCACCCAUACCCCCCAGGAAACCACGCACAUCCUGGGGUGACAGAGAAAGGGAGCGGGAGAGGGACAGAGGGGGAAGCCAACUGUCCCAGCUCCAAGAGUGGUGGGCAAGCUGGAGUGAAAGGGAAAGGAGUGGAGCAGGUGGAGACAGUGAGAGGCAUAAAAGGGAAAAGAAGAGGAGAAAAGAAAAGGAGAAAGAGAAGAAGAAAAAGAAAAAGAACAAAAAAAGGAAAAAAAAGAAAGGGAAAGAGAGAGAGAGAGAAAGGAAACGGCAAAAGUUGAAAAAGAAGAAGAAGAAGCGCUUAAGACAAGAAAAGAAAGAAAUCAAUUGGGGGAAGACGGUCUGAGCCAGAGGAGGGAUGUAGAGCCGGAGAGGGAAGGAGAAGCAGAGGGAAAGAGAAGGAGGAAUACAAGACUAUUCUUCCUUCUCUACCCAAAUCGAAGCACACUUGGAGAGAAGGGUCGGGAUUCAUGGGAAGGAGACAGGGAGAGAGGUAGAAGGGAAGGAGGAGAUGAGGGAAAUGACAGGGAACAGGAUGACAGCAGCAGAAGCAGGAGAGCGCCCAAGUCCUCACGCUCUCAUUCAAGACAUCAUACCCCAAGUAAGCGCUACCCCAACCUCAACAAACUCCCUGCAUCAGUCAAAUUUUGGGUGAAUGGAAGAGGAGGUGAUUCUAACACUCCUCCAACAUCCCUCCAUCCACUCCUUCCAUCCUCUAAGAGAGAAGUGGAGGGAUGGACAGGGAUGAUAGUGGUAGACUUGGAGAGCGGCGUCCUUUGUUAAUGCAUUAUGACAAAGAAAACAGACAAGAGAAGGGCUGUCUUUUCACGAGUGGGACUCUGAGGAUGACGAGGAUGAUGAUGAGGAGGAGGAGGAGGAAAAAGGAUAGAGUGAGAGAGCGGGUGGAGGAAAGAGGAAGAGCAGGUAGGGGGCAGUUUCUGAG
This is a messenger RNA of Notolabrus celidotus (New Zealand spotty), 5076 nucleotides long. RefSeq names its product glutamate receptor ionotropic, NMDA 2D (gene grin2db). Gene Ontology annotation, biological process: monoatomic ion transport; long-term synaptic potentiation; synaptic transmission, glutamatergic. The record is from RefSeq and is a predicted model, not a curated record. Lineage: Eukaryota; Metazoa; Chordata; Actinopteri; Labriformes; Labridae. Gene Ontology annotation, cellular component: postsynaptic membrane; plasma membrane; NMDA selective glutamate receptor complex. Gene Ontology annotation, molecular function: transmitter-gated monoatomic ion channel activity involved in regulation of postsynaptic membrane potential; NMDA glutamate receptor activity.